Molecule: messenger RNA, 1725 nt
Organism: Trypanosoma cruzi
Lineage: Eukaryota; Euglenozoa; Kinetoplastea; Trypanosomatida; Trypanosomatidae
Exons: 1
Coding region: 1-1725 (574 amino acids)
Biological process (GO): interkinetic nuclear migration; centrosome cycle; positive regulation of centriole elongation
Cellular component (GO): centrosome; centriole
Source: RefSeq, a predicted model, not a curated record
AUGGAACUGGAUGCUGAUUUUGGCUCUGUUACGGCUGCCUUUCGAGGCACGGAAGAAUAUGCGGCCGCAUUUGAUUUGGAGUUGUGGAAGGCGCAGCAGCAGGCACGACUGCGAAGUGAGCUGAAUGAAGAAAAAAAGCGACUAAAAAAGGAGGUGGCGGCAGAGGUACGAAAGAAGGAAGAACAGCGUCUGGGAGAUUUAGAUACAGUUCGGCAGGACUUGGAGCAGGUGGCAAGACGGCUGCAAAUUCGGGAGGAGACGCUACAGAAACGCAUCUCACAGUUCGAAGCUCGUGAGGCAGUGUUUGAGGCGCGUCGUGUGAAGGUUGCGGAACAGCACGAGCAGCACCUGCUGUCGGUGGAGGGGCGCACACGACGACAGUUGGAGGAGGCGGUGGUGCGUCAAGGUGUUCUCCAGGCACAAUUGCGGGAGCGAGAAGACACCAUUACUCGCCUCGAGGAGAAACUCCGUGCGGCGGAAAGCGAGCACGAUGCAAUGCAGAGAUGCAUGGCUCGCCAUGUUGCUGAGGACGAAGAUAAAGCGCGUAUAACGCGCUUGGAGGAGGAGUUGGCUUCAGCAAAUGCAGCAGUGACGACGUUGCAGCUUAAGUUAAAGGAACGAGAAUCGGAGCUGGUGGUGGCACGGAAGGAACGCGAUCAGUUUCAAGAGGCAUCAAAGCUAUCUAGGGAUCAACUGGGUCAACUUGCCCGGCGUUACAGUGAGCUGCAGAAACAGUGGCAGCAACGCGAGCGGAUGCUGCUGGAUGAGGAAAAGCGUAGGUUGGAGGAAGACAAGCGACGCCAUCAACUUGUCGCACUUCAGGCUGGUAGUGAAACAAAAGGCGUAUAUCGCCACGACGUGCUUGGGCAUCAGUUUGCCGAAGGCAUUGUUUCCAGGGAGGUCAGAGACAGAGUGCUCAAACGCGGCAAUGCUGGUGAUGACUCCAGUACUUUUAUCAGGGAGCUAAUGGCUGAGGUGGCACAGGGUUUACGCGAAUUACGGGUCAAGGAGAAAAAAAAGGGCAAGAAAGUGAAAGUGAGCAUCGCCGAUUCAUCUAGACCACGUUUGGUGUACGCGGAGGUGCCACCGCGUCACCAGGAUGAGAAUUCGUUGCACAUGAGAGGCGGUGGGAGAGCUGUCUCUGGCGAAGAAGUUGUGGAACAGAAGCGGCAACAGUCGCGUGAUUUUACGCAAACAACCACAACUCGUGAGGACGUGGCCAACUCAACACUUUCGUCACUGACACAACGCGAGAGCGAGGGACGACGCGAGUUGACGGAACCGUACUACAGCCCUCUUGCGGAGAAACCCCCAGCUGUAAAGGAGGAAGAAGAAGAGGCAGAUGUCGAUGUCUCCUCGUCGUACUGUUACGCCGACGUGGAGUCGUGGAUCGCAGAAAGAGAGGACCGACGUGUCCUGCCGAGGGAGGAGGCAGUAGGGAAUGAUGUGAUGGAGAGUCAUUUACCUACAUUCCCAUCUGCCGCGGAUGCACCGCCGCGGCCUACACCUCCGUCGCCGGAAGAUUUCCUCCAGGCAUCGAGGGCGGCUCCUCCGUCUGCCUCACGGGAGUCCACUCGGGAAGAAAUGGUGGAGUUUGUCAAGAAACUGCGGAUGAAUAAAAAGAGGCUGCUGGAAUCGGGUGUUUACACCGAGGAUGACACGCUCUUGAAGGAGAUGACCGAUAAAAUUGCGCUCUAUGAAGAUUUCUUGAUGCGGCAUUUUUGA